Pelobates cultripes (western spadefoot toad) is the source of this 36535-nucleotide messenger RNA. The record is from the annotation of a GenBank genome assembly. NCBI's taxonomy places the organism in Eukaryota, Metazoa, Chordata, Amphibia, Anura, Pelobatidae.
AGGAGCUCCUCUAGCAGCUCAUACAGAGCUGGACAUCGCUCAUUAGUGGAGGAGACAAACUCUGUAUUUCAGGAACCGGGGACUCGGUCACAGCAGGGACUACAAACAUGACAACCACUAAUGGGACCAUUGAGAACGGACAGCCAGACAAAAAGCAUCCCAUACUGCCCAGACCACUCUGUAACCUGGAGAUCCAGCAUCGCAAGGUAACGCCUGUACUUAUAUCAUGUACAUUGUAAUAUAUCAACUGUACACAUAGCAUACCCAUAUACAUUGUAACACAGCAACUGUACAUAUAGCAUACCCAUAUACAUUGUAAUACAGCAACUGUACACAUAGCAUACCCAUAUACAUUGUAAUACAGCAACUGUACACAUAGCAUACCCAUAUACAUUGUAACACAGCAACUGUACACAUAGCAUAUCCAUAUACAUUGUAACACAGCAACUGUACAUAUAGCAUACCCAUAUACAUUGUAAUACAGCAACUGUACACAUAGCAUACCCAUAUACAUUGUAAUACAGCAACUGUACACAUAGCAUACCCAUAUACAUUGUAACACAGCAACUGUACAUAUAGCAUAUCCAUAUACAUUGUAAUAUAUCAACUGUACAUAUAGCAUACCCAUAUACAUUGUAAUACAGCAACUGUACAUAUAGCAUACCCAUACCCAUAUACAUUGUAAUACAGCAACUGUACACAUAGCAUACCCAUAUACAUUGUAAUACAGCAACUGUACACAUAGCAUACCCAUAUACAUUGUAAUACAGCAACUGUACAUAUAGCAUACCCAUAUACAUUGUAACACAGCAAUUGUACAUAUAGCAUAUCCAUAUACAUUGUAAUAUAUCAACUGUACACAUAGCAUACCCAUAUACAUUGUAAUACAGCAUACCCAUAUACAUUGUAAUACAGCAACUGUACAUAUAGCAUACCCAUAUACAUUGUAAUACAGCAACUGUACAUAUAGCAUACCCAUAUACAUUGUAAUACAGCAACUGUACAUAUAGCAUACCCAUAUACAUUGUAAUACAGCAUACCCAUAUACAUUGUAAUACAGCAACUGUACAUAUAGCAUACCCAUAUACAUUGUAACAGCAAUUGUACAUAUAGCAUAUCCAUAUACAUUGUAAUAUAUCAACUGUACACAUAGCAUACCCAUAUACAUUGUAAUACAGCAACUGUACAUAUAGCAUACCCAUACAUAUAGCAUACCCAUGUGCAUUGUAAUAUCAACUGUACAUAUAGCAUAUCCAUAUACAUUGUAAUACAGCAACUGUACAUAUAGCAUACCCAUAUACAUUGUAAAACAGCAAUUGUACAUAUAGCAUAUCCAUAUACAUUGUAAUACAGCAACUGUACAUAUAGCAUACCCGUACAUAUAGCAUACCCAUGUACAUUGUAAUAUCAACUGUACAUAUACCAUAUACAUUGUAAUACAGGAACUGUACAUAUAGCAUAUCCAUAUACAUUGUAAUACAGCAACUAUACAUAUAUACAUUGUAAUAUAUCAACUGUACAUAUAUCAUAUACACUGUAAUAUAUUAUACCAGAGACCUAUACACUAUUAUAAUAACUGUACUUAUAACAUACACAUUGUAAAUAUAGCAACUUUACAUAUAUCAUAUACAUUGUAAUAUAAUAUAUCAUAAACCUAUACAUUGUAAUAUACCUGUACAUAUAACAUAUCCAUAUACAUUGUAAUACAGCAACUGUACAUAUAGCAUACACAUAUACAUUUAAUUACAGCAACUGUACAUAAAUCAUAUACAUUGUAAUAUAUGUCAUCCUAUAGAAUGUAAGCUCGAUUGAGCAGGGUCCUCUUCAACCUAUUGUUCCUGUAAGUUUAUUUGUAAUUGUCCUAUUUAUAGUUAAAUCCCCUCUCAUAAUAUUGUAAAGCGCUACGGAAUCUGUUGGCGCUAUAUAAAUGGCAAUAAUAAAUAAUAAAUAAAUAAACCUAUACAUUAUAAUAUAAUACCUGUACAUAUAAUGUAAACAUAUACAUUGUAAUAUAGCAUGUGCACAUAAUAUCAUAAACCUAUACACUGUGAUAUAACAGCUGUGGAUAUACCAUAGACAUAUACACUGUGGUAUAAUACCUGUACGUAUAUCAUAAACAUAUACACUGCAAUAUAGUAUAUGUAGCAUACACCUAUACAUUGGGAUAUAACAUUUGUAGAUAUAUUUAUUUUAUUUAUUUAUAAAAUAUUUUACCAGGAUGGAUACAUUGAGAUUUCUCCCCCUGUUUUCAAGUAUUUCCUGGGUCUUUGUCCACAAAACAUUGCAUUGUUACAAUAAUAGGAUACAAUAUUACAAAAAUACAAUAUACAAACUAUAUGUAUACACACAUAUAUAAAUGUAAUACAUAACAGGUAAUAAAUAUAUUUAACCAUGACAGGUGCGUUCUGUGCUGAGGUAUAUUGCCAUAGAUCUCUUAAAAGAUUUUAGAUUGAAUGAAGAUUUGACUGUGUCCCUGAGGUUAUUCCAUAAUUGCAGUGCCCUGUAGGAAAAGGAGAAUCGAGCCACUUUAUUUUUGUAUUGCGGUAUGCUAAAUAUCGCGUUAGUACUGGGUCAGAGGUUAUAGGAGGUGGGAACACCCUGGGAGAGCAUUCUACUCAGGUAGGAUGGGAGCUUCCCAGAAAUGCUCUUAUGCACAAGGCUGGAAAGAUGAAGAGUACGUCAGGAUUCCAGCGACCGCCCGUAUAGCUCUUUUAACAUGUCAUAGUGGUGGGUAAAGUAAUUACAUUCUAGUACAAAGCGGCAGAACAAAUUAUAUAACGUAUUAAGUUUAUUAAGGAGGGUUUGCAGUGCAGGUGUAUACACUACAACCCCAUAAUCAAUGACCGGCAUUAGCAUUUGUUGCACUGUUUCCUUACUGUAGGGCUUAGGUAGGAUUUGUGUACAGGGCACCUAGUUUUGGGUAAAGUUUUGAACAGAUUUUUUCAAUGUGAAGGCCAAAGGAUAGAUUGGGGUCUAGCAACAUACCUAGAUAUUUAAAAGAGCAGACUGCUGUCAGUGUGCUAUUUGAAUUUGUUCUGAUACACAAUUGUUGAUUUUGUAGUUUACGUAAUUUAGGUACAGUUCCAGAGAUAAUUGUAACAGUUUUGUCAGUGUUUAGGAAGAGUUUGUUAUCCGCUAUCCACUUUUCUACCUCGGUCAAUUGGUUUUGGAGCACAGCCUCAAACUGUAGCUUGGGUUUACUAGCGUAGAUUACAGUGCCGUCUGCAUACAUGUGUACAGUUGAGGAUUUGCAGAUCCUUUAUAAAUAAUGUGAAUAGCAGGUGGCCCAAAAUGGAGCCUUGGGGAACACCAAACAUGACUGGAAGAGGGAGGGAAAAGCUUUCAGAAAUGGCCACAUAUUGCAAUCGGUCUGAAACAUAAGAUCGAAGCCAGGUUAGCAGACGAUCAUUAAUGCCUGAGUUUUUAAGUUUUUGAGUUUUUGAAAAAGAAUGCCAUGGUCUACUGUGUCAAAGGCCUUGGCAAAAUCAAGGAAAAUAGUUCCAGUUAAGUCUCCUUGUUCCAUGCCAAUUUGGAUGUCAUUGCAAAUUUUUAAGAGGGCAGUCGAAGUUGAGUGACUUGGAUGAAAGCCUGAUUGAUCAUAAACCUAUUCGUUGGGAUGUAAUACCAUAUAUCAUAAACCUAUACAGUGUAAUAUAAUACCUGUACAUAUACCUUAAACCUAUUCACUUUAGUAAAACACCUGUACACAUAGCAUAAAGCUAUACACUGUAAUAUAACAACUGAAUAUAGAAUAAACCUAUACACUGUUAUAUAACAGCUGUACAUGUAUCAUAAAUCUAAACAAUAUAAUAUGACACCUGUACAUUUAGCAUCACCUAUAUGGUACAAUGUAACUACACAUAGCAAUGCCUACACACUGGAACCUAACACCUUUGCAAAUACCAACACUGAGAGAUAACAGUCCUUUGAGAUAAUGGUAGACAGGGGUUCCAAAUAAACUUUUUCCCAUGGAACCCUUUGGCAUAGUGUGCCAACAUCACGGAACGCCUCAAAAAUAAAAUUAGCGUCAAAGCACAAACCUUUUAAUGAUUUUUUUUUGUUUUUUUAAAUAAAAUGAUUUCUAAUAAAAUUUAACAAAAGCAAAAAAACCCUUAUCCCAAGUAAAUAAGGGCAAAAGUUUGAUAUACAAAUAUUUUCAGCAGCACACUUUUAACCAGCACAGUCUGACUCUAGAAAAACAAAUAACUGUACUCAGAUGCCACAUUGGCCACCUAUAUAAAGGGCAGCACAAUAAAACAAAUCAUUUUUACGUGAAGCCACAUUGGGCACAAUACUGAUUGAAAAAUAGCUGAGCCUAAAAGACAGAGAUUUCCUACAUGCAACUGAGAUAUUUCAAUGUUCACAACCAUGUGAGUCUGAAAUGGUUGUAGGCAGGUGAGUAAGAUCAUAGUCUCGCGAUCUUUCCUGUCCACUUCCAGGGACAUAACAUCCAUUUUGGAUGUUAGAUGUGGCGAACCCCAGGGUACUAAUCGGGAGACCCUGGUGUAAGAUAUGAUACAUUCUAUAGAAUUGUAGAACCGUGAGAUUAUAUAUCCUAUGACCUAUACUCUAAUAAAGUAAUAUAUGUUGUACGCUGGAAUUCUAUGUUUGGGUAGAAUACAGAUUUCCAUAUAAUAAUAAUAAUAACAAUAAUAAUAACAACAACAACAACAACAACAACAACAGGUAUUUAUAUAGCUCCUUUCUCCUUGUGGGACUCAGCACAUGCUCUCGGAAUUAACCAAAUUGGCAGCUGAAUAAUAGAUUACCCAAUUGAUGGUACUCAUUUUAUAAACCUCAGAAGGAUGAAGGGCGAAGUUGACCCUGCUGGGAUUUGCUAUAAUAUUACAGGGUUCCAAAUCAGUUGUGAGUCUUUGCGUAUAGAUUUGUUUAACAAGCUGUUUACUUUAUAUGCUGUUAUAGUAAAACUCAUUACUUUACACAUGUUUUGUUGUGGAAUAUUCUUAAGGUGACAUGCUAUGCUGUAAAAAGUCAUUAGUUGUCAGUAGAAUGAUCUAUGCACUACUUUCAGGCUAAGAAAUGAAAUCCCUAAUUUAAUUCCACAUAAAAUAUUUGGCUCACCAAAGGGAUGACAGAUAAUAAGUAUAGUGAAGAGCGUAUAUAUGCGCACUUACACCCUUUUCUGGUGACUAUUUAAUAAGGGUCCAUAUAAUAAUUCAUAGUUAAUACUUAGAAACUUAGUAGGCACAUUGAAAGGGCUAGACCGUGCUCUAAAAAGUUCUUGAUAGACAAUGUUACCGCAGUCUUCAAAAGAAAGUGUAACUGUAUACAGUGUUAUAGUAUUCAAAUAUAUUAUAUUCUGUACUUUAUUCCAGCUUUCUUUUAAUUCAGUGCAUUUUUUUUGCCUCUCCAAUGGAAACAUUACAUUCAUACAGACAUUGGUUACAAUUAAAUGAGUAGCAUUUCUUUUCAUUGUGUGCAGAUUUUUUUUUUUUUUUUUAGUAGUUUUUGAGUUAAGUUGAGCUGAGGACACUUAUUAACAUGUUUACAGACGUGUAUCACUAAGGUCAAGUUUCAAAGUGUAUCAUUGCAUAUUCUGCCUUGAUAUCACUCAAGCUAUGUUGCAAGGCUAAAUAAGGGUAUCAGUGAAGUUACGAUUUAAUGUAUUAAUGAUGAAGGAUGCAUAGGAAUAAGUAAGCUUCCACUGUGGGGAGUCCAGUGUUACAGAGUGGGUACAUUUCAAUAAGGCUAUUCUUCAGUGCAUCCAGAUUGUAGUAUAUCCAUGUACACUCAGUAGCCAGUUGACACACCCACAGUAUUGUUUACAAAGUGAAUUUCAUAUUUAAGUCUAUAUUAGCUGACUUGUAGAACUUUUCCAUUAUAGAUAUUUUUCGACUAUAACUUUCUAAAUUCACUUUGAAUUCUCACUUUAGUGAAUAAACCAGAUACCGCGCUAUGGAAUCUGCUGGCGCUAUAUAAAUAAUAAUAAUUGUUUUAUUUCCCAAUAACAGCAAGGCUGGAUUGUUGUGUAUCUCAAUCUCAUUUAUAACAAUGUGUACAUAUGGCUUUAAAUUUAAAACAAAGGUUUUAGUCUAUAUAUAGCAGUGGAAAUUAUCAACAAGACACUCAUAGUGGGUAUACAGGAGUAAAAGGAUGUUCAUUGACGAGAUAUGAGAUGGGGAGGUGGGAUUGAGAGCUUUGAAGGUAAGAAGAGUGGUUUACAACUGGAAUCCAUAAUGUUGAUUUUAUGUGACAAUUGUGGUUUUAGAUUAGAGAAAAUUUAUUCUUUGGGUUAAGCUAAAAAAAAAAAAAAAAAAAAUAACCAUGAUAAAGGGAAUUAGGUAAACUAAUGAAUAAAGAGCUGCAGUAGUCCAGUAGAAAAAAGAUCAAUGUUGCAAAAGGUUUUUUUCUUGUGACAUACAUUUGUAGAUGUAUUACUCUGUUAUGAAGGCAGAAGAGAUUGGUUGUACAUGGGUUACUCCUAGACUUUGUCAUUGUGUUACUGAAGUAAAGGGAGAGAUUUAGAAAGAAAAACAAACAGCUUAAAUUCUUUAACAUGUUAUGUUUUAGUCAUCAGUGAGCCAUCCAGCAAAACACAAAACAACCGUGAAACUUUCUGCUCGCUCUACGAUUUCCACAGAGUCAUUCAUUUUGAUAGUUACCGAAACUAAAAUAAUGUACUAUUACAGUAUCAGGUGUUAUGAUAGAAACCAGCAGUACAUUAGACAAAGAAUAGAGAACAUAGGGAGUAAAGGGGAUGGUCACUAGUGUCAGAACAAGAAGGAAUAAAACGUGAAGUACCCUUCAGAAUCAUAUUGCUUGGACCAAUUUAGCAUUCCUAUGUGAAGAAGGGGGCAAAACCAGUAACCUAGAUCCCUGUGUGAUCACAAGCCUUCUCUGAACUUAUCCAAAUAGUGAAUGUCAUAUAAAGACAUACAGUUGUCUCUACAAGCCUUGGUAAACAUACCAGAUAUGACAAAAGGGGAGUGAGUCUGGAUUAGAAAAAUGUGGACUUCAGGUAUGGAAAUAAUAAGGUGGUAAAUGGAAAGGGAGGUGGCACCUACUCUUCCUAAUAGGCACACAGUAAGCUAAUAAGCUAACAGAGCAAUAUCUAGUAAUAGCCAAUUGAGAGAAAGUUAUCAUUGCUUAGGCGUCCAGGAUUUGGGAAGGUGCCAGUAAGGGGGGUAAAGAGGGGCAUAUGCAAGGUGUGUGAUCAUUGUGAUGUCAGUGCUAUUGGUAGAAUGCUGGAUUUAUUUAUAGGAUUACAGUGUAGCUGUAGGAGUGCAGGCUACAUAGUGAGACACUAGUCAUUGUGACUGCCUGGAGGAAAGUCAUUCUGCUGGGACACUCACCACUGUUGUGUCACCUUCAAUCCACCUCCUUUAUGAUUUCUCGGAGCCCAGCUAUGCUUCAUAUGUUUCUACAUCUAAUACAAAAAUAAUGUAUAGGGCCCCAAACAUGUAUAGAACAAAAAAGUAAUUAGCAACUAGUGUAAUAAUUGUCAGCAGACAAAAUGAAGAUAUGAAGUUUCAAUUUAAUUGUCUGAUAAGAAAUCCAGACCAAAAAUAAGGGGUGGUAAAUAGGUGCAGAGGUUUCUGCUUACUGUGUGCUUACACUGCAUUUGGUUAGAGCAUUCUACCAUACCCACUGCACAUUGUGUAAGGUAGGACAAGAUUGUAGAAGGUAUCUAGCCCAGCCGCCUCUUCUCUCUUUAACCUAUCCCCCCACAUGUGGAUUUAUAGGUUAAGCAGGUGAUCCUGUGUUCCUGAUUAUUAGGGAAUCUCCCAAUUAAUUAAUUGCUUUAUUCAUCUAUGAUUCUACUGAAUCAGUUAAUCUUGUUAUUAGUUUUAGAAUUCUUCAGGAUUUAAUUAAGGUCCAAUUUAAAGGUAGUUGGGUUUAGGUAAAAAAAAAUUUGGGUUAAUCUUGUUUGUUUGUAUUAUAAUUUUGCUGCAAUUGAAUAUUGUGUGUCAGCCAGUUGAACAAAGUGCUAAUCUUUGGUAAAUAUCUCUGUUAAGCUUUUGAUCAUUAAAAUAUAGUGAUAACUAUUAUCGUCAUCCAAUUGAUGUAGUAUUAGUUUUAUAACACUACCUGCAAAGAUGCUCCCAUUGUGCUGAAUGCUCCUGGAGGAAGUCUCACACCCAGGCAGACUUUCUCCAUUAUAGAUUCAUAUUGUGUUCAUACAGUGCAGCCCUUGCCCUCAUCACAGUCAUACUUUUCCUCUCUCAUUAGUUCAUGCUCCUGCAAUCCUAGACUUCUCUUUGACACCUUUAACUCUCUUCUUUGCCCUGCUGUGGCCACCCCUCAAACUAACCUUACAGCCGAUAGCUUUGCAUGCUACUUUACCGACAAGAUUGAACAGCUAAGGAAAGAAUUGUCCCCACCCUGCCUUUCUCUUUCUCAACCACACUUAGAUCAUGCCUUUCCUACCCUUCAGACUUUCUCCCCAGCUACUGAACAAGAGGUGGCUAUGCUCCUCAUUUCCCCUAGCCCCACCACUUGCCUGCUUGAUCCUGUCCCAUCUCACCUUAUCAGAUCUCUCUCCCCUUGUCUUGUGCCUUCCUUAACACACAUCUUCAACUGUGCUCUCUCUCCUGGCACUGGCCCUGCUGACCUUAAACAUGCCACUGUAGUACCUAUCCUAAAAAAUAAAAUAAAAACCUCUCGACCCGUCCUCCCCCUCUAACAAUCGUCCCAUAUCUCUGCUCCCUUUUUCCUCAAAGCUUCUGGAAAGACUUUUCUUUACUCAUCCGACUUGUUUCGUCAAUUCCAACUCUCUCCUUGACCCUCUUCAAUCUUGCUUCUACCCCUCCAUUCUACUGAGACUGCUCUUAUCAAAGUUACAAACUACCUAAUUGCAGCUAAAUCCAAAGGCCACUACUCCAUACUAAUUCUCCUUGAUCUCUCUGCUGCCUUUGACACCAUUGAUCAUGCUCUCCUUCAAACUCUUCAAUCAUUGUCUCUGACUGUUCUCUCGUGGUUUUCCCAACGCUCAUCAGUGUCCUUUUCUAAUGAUACCUCCUCCCUUCGUCCUGUCUCGGUUGGAGUCCUUGGUCCCCUUCUAUUUUCUCUUUAUACUGCCUCUCUUGGUAAACUUAUUGCCACUAGCACCUAUAUGCUGACAACACCCAGAUAUAUCUCUCCUCCCCGGGGUCAUACUUGAUUCUGGUCUCACCUUUGAGCCUCACAUCCAGCAUGUUACCAAGUCCUGUAGAUUCCAUCUUAAAAACAUAGCCCGCAUCUGCCCCUCUCUUACGCAAGAUGGUACCAAAAAGCUUGUCCAUGCUCUAGUAAUUUCCCCCAUGGAUUAUUGUAACCCUCUCCUAAUUGAUCUUCCCAAAAAACAUAUUGCCCCGCUACAGUCUGUAAUGAAUACUGCCGCCAUACUGAUUUUCCUCUCUAGUCGGUCCUCUCACACCUCACCCCUCUGUCAGUCUUUACAUUGGCUUCUUGUAUCCUAUAGGAGUCAAUUCAAAGUGCUAACCUAUACAAAUAAAGCAUUGACCAAUUCGAGCUCCUCUUAUGUCUUUUCACAGAUCCAUAGGUAUGCCCCUUCUCGAUCUCUCCACUCUGCCCGUGACCUUCUUCUGUCUGCUUCUCGCACGCGUACGGCCAACUCACGCUUGUAGGACUUCUCGCGGGCGUCUCCCUUCCUAUGGAAUAACCUGCCUAACGCCAUCAGACUCUCCCCAUGUCUUUAAUUGUUUAAGAAGUGCCUUAAAAUCCAUCUCUUUAGGAAAGCUUAUGGCCUCCCAGAGUAACCUCUACCUCAUAUACCUGUCUCUUGCUCUCUUCUAAAGAGCAUCGCUCUACUCUCUCCUCCAGGUCUGCCUCACUCACAUCUUAUUUGAUUGCCAUUUCCUGUCCUAAUGUGUUCUAUACCCCACCUCCUAUAGACUAAUCUCGUUUGAGCAGAGUCCUCUUCAACCCAUCGUUCUUGUAAUUGUCCUAUUUAUAGUUACAUCCCCGCUCUCAUAAUAUUGUAAAGCGCUACGCAAUCUGUUUGCGCUAUAUAAAUGGCAAUAAUAAUAACAAAGUCUGUUUAAUUUUUUAUGCAUUUGCAAGGAAAUUACAUAGAAAGUGAAUUAUUAUUAUUAGCAUUAAUAUAGCGCCAACAUAUGCCUCCGCACUUUGCAAAUAUUGAAAGAUGUUUAGGAGUGAAGAACGCCCUGCUCAAAUGAGCUUACAAUCUAUGAGGAUUUGAGGCAGGCAUGUGUUUUCUAUAUGGUAUCUAGAUAAAUUUACAAAUUACAAUCCAUUGUUGAUAUGUUUUCUAGCUGUUUUCUGUUGCUGUUGAAUUUGCUAAGAGUUAGAUUAAUGCAUCAAUAAUUCUUCUUCUUCUGAACGAAGUCGGAUUUAGUAUAAGGCCAUUUUCACAGAACCGGUAAUGGUAUCGGAAUGGUGAUAUUGUGAUCACUUCAACAUCAUUAAAAGCUCCGUAACAGCAGGUAACAUUUUGAUAAUUGCAAACAGUAGAUAGUAAUUUACCCCUCAACGAAAAAAAAAUACUAAUAAUGAAAAAAAUCUAAAGAAAUUUGCUAUUCUGGCCACCCCCCUUACACACAUUUUUUGGAGAAAUGUGCAAUGUGGCAGAUUUAUAUGUGUGAUUUGUGUAAGCUAGUUCCUUUACAAGGAAAGGUUAAAGGAACUUAACAUGUCUAGCUUGGAGGAAAGAACAGACAGGGGGGAUAUGAUAGAAACCUUUAAAUACAUAAAGGGAAUCAACACAGUAAAGGAGGAGACUAUAUUUAAAAGAAACCCACCUUAAUAAACUCAAUACAUUGUAUAACUCGUUCUGCUGAUUUGCGCUAUAAUGUAAUUACAGGACCCACCAUUGUGACAAGCUAAAACAACUAAACCGGCUGUUCCUGGAAUCCAGACACACCCUUCAUCUUUCCAGCCUUGUGUUUAAGAGCUUUUCUGGGAAGCUCCCAUCCUACCUGAGUAAAAUGCUCUCCUCGGCUGUUCCCACCUCCUAUAACCUCCGAUCCAGUACCAGACCUUUAUUUAGUCUACCUCGAUACAAAAAGAAAGCGGCUCGAUCCUCCUUCUCCUACAGAGCGCCGCAAUUGUGGAACGACCUCCCGCACUGUCACGAGUGGCGGUACGGAAACCGGGACCCCUGAGUGCCUGAUGAGAAGUGGGAGUCUUCAGCGUGGUAAUGGACUAUCAGGGCCUGGUGCAGGGUAACCACACGUCCUCUGGCGUUGAGCACUAGGGUUUGCGCGGCCACAUACCAGAACCCUGAUGCAGAUACAGCUGAUCUCAGGAACUAGAAGAUAUGCAGACCUCCCAGGAACUGGAUAGGGGUUUUCUGCAGCAGACAUGUAUCCAGUACAGAAACAAGGCAAGGCUACGAUAGUCACCAAACAUGAAAACAAGACAGAACUAAUAGAAACCAGAACCAGAGCAGGACAGAAAGCAGAACCCAGAACAUGUACACAAGACAUGAGGGAAACAUGGGCAUGACUGGACAGGACUGUACUGGGAUUACAAAAUAAAACAAGACAAGAUAUAAUGGGCAAAACAAGAGGAGACAUAACUAAGCACUAUAUAUGAAAAGUAUGGGGAUUUAGUUACGUUAUAUGAUCAUACAUUGCAUAAGCCUGCCACAAUGCCAAUGUACCCCAUAUUCGGCAGGUCCUACACUGCCUAAUGUUCGCUAAAAGAACCAUUCUAAACCACAAUAGCACUUACCUGCAAGAAAGGGCAGAGACUUGAAACACUGCUGCAGGUUCAGACUGAAACAAAAUGGAAAACAAACAGGUGUGGCAACAUAAAACAAACAUUUAAAGGAAACCUGGACACUGGGAAUUCCAGGGACGGAUUACAGGAAUGAACCCAGAAAAACCCAGCAUAAAGAAAACCAGACAUAGAAUAGAAAACCAGAAAAAAACGAGAAAAACUAAGUAAGGAUUGUAAAAAGAGUACUGGAUACCAGAAACCAAGGACAGACAUCUCUGCAGAACAUGGCAUGAUGUGACACUUUAAAAUCUUCCCCAAGCUUAAAGUCCUUUAAGAGAUCCCUCUCUACAUACCUCAAAACAGAAUGCACGUGUUAUGGUUGAUUAUAUAUUUUCUACCUUUUCUAUGUUAAAUUUUGUAUAUAUUGUGUAUUAAUAUUGUUUUUGUAUUUUAUUGUAACCUAAUGUAACAAUGCAAUGAUUUGUGUACCCAGGACAUACUUGAAAAUGAGAGAAAUCUCAAUGUAUCUUUCCUGGUAAAAUAUUUUAUAAAUAAAUAUUAUUGCUAUUUAUUUAAUUUUACUAUUUAACAUUAUUUAACUGCUUGUGCACAUCUUUAUUUUAUGAAGCCAAUUUGCUAAGUCGAAGUAAUUAAUCAAGCUAGGUUGAUGUGUCUGUCUCAACAUUAUCAGAGUGGAGAUAAUGAGCCCAAAAUAGUUAGACAUGUGUGCGAUAUAUUAAAUGUUACGAUCUGCUUAGUCAGGCUGGAGGUCCUGGAUCAUGUAUGUUGUAUCUCUAUGGAAGAUUGCUAUGGCUCAGGACAGGCACCACCGAUAGCGGAUGUGGUGAUGUUGCAGGAGGGUGGUGAGUGGCCGAAAGUAGCAUCUCCAUGCCAGAGUGCUGCCGAAGGGGUCUGUGUAGAAGGUUAAAUCCACCACUUCAAAGUGACUGUCCCAUAACUGCUUUAUCUUUGCCGUUUUGAAAUUGGAGAACCAUGUCUCUUGACGCUGUGGCUGGAGCUCUGGUGGGUCGGGGCACGCCUAACAUGCCGGCAAGUACUGUAGUUUCCGUGAUCCUCGGUGUCAGCAGGGCCACUAGUAGGCGCCUAAUAAAAUGUGGCAGUUCGCGUUCCAGUAUGGUCUCCGAAACACUGAGUUUGAUGUUAUUACGCCGCUUGGCAUCUUCUUGGGCCGCAAAGCGGUGUUCGUAGGAUUGGUUGCUGCAGUUCCUUCACUGCCUGAGUGAAGUUAUUUACUGUGUUCCUGUGUGGGAGGUAUGCUCCAGUUUGCUUAUUCUGCCCGUUAGGCCUUGCAGGUGUCUGCGCAGCACCGACACGUCUGCCAAGAUUUUUUUAUGCAGGUCCGCCAGGAGGUCUCGCAGCACUGCUGUGGUCACUGGUGCAGAUUCUGGGUUUGUCUGUGGGGAAGCAGGUUGGUUUGGCAGGUGCGUUAUCAAAGCGUGUAUAGUGCCCACUUCAGUGUCGCAAGAGAGGUCGUCUGAGAAAUCGGAAAAAUAAACAGCGCGAAACGCCAUCUUGGGGCCAUGUGAACCCUGGGCCUACCACCACAAAUCCCCAAUUGUUAGCCCUGACCUGGGCCUGUCCAGCUUAGGUUUCUUUGUUUUGCGCCCCAUUGGGUCUGCGAUUGGGUCCCCCAUACUCAGCCAAGGUAAGUUUUUGCGGUGAAAUAUGAGCUUUGAAGGGCUGUAUGGCUUGGAGCUCAGUAAACAUGCGACCAGUUGCUUCUGCAGCUUGACUCCGCCACCGGUCCGUUCUUUAUUUAAACCUUUGGGUAUUCAGAUUGAAACAUAUGUUUUUUCUAAGAACAAUAGCUAUGUGGGGAACAGUGUUAGAGGUAUGGCAUUAAACAUUUACUAGUCUGGUUUCUAAAAUUCUUUAAAUUUUAAAGUCAAUAUUCAGGUGGACCAAUGUGCUGCUGUGGUAAAUCUAUAAGUUUUUUUUAAAGAUUUCUUGGACAUCCUUGGAUGUUUCCAAGUUCUAACCCAACUUUAACAUACAUCUACAGCCAUGAAUUGAUGGAAAUAUCUGUGUUUGUUCCUUCUUUCUUUUCUAUGUAAUGUUUUAUGAUAUUCAUUUUUGUCAUGGUAUUUAUCAUGUUUUGCUUGAUAAUAUUUCUCCAAUCCCUUUGACCAUCUGAGUACCCAUUGUCUUAAGUUGCACUGUUUCACAUCCAAGGACCAACUUUUCAGGUUCAUGGGGCCCUUGUAAUUUGACAUUCAAAAAAGGAAUAUUUAGAUCACAUGGUUUGGACACUCUAUAAAGAACUAGAAGUAGUGCUUGAGUUGGAAAUAACUGUAACGAAUAAAAUAUAGGCGAUGGUGAAGUGUGGUAGCAGAGUUCAGACAAAUGCUCAGAAAAUGUUGCUAUCAACAAAGAAGUGCACAACUAUACAAGGUGAAAUCCAUGGUAUUCAUGAGCUAGCUAGGUCAAAACAGAAGAAACACAAACUUAUGUAGAAAAUCACAUUUAGCAUCCAUAAAGCACACAAAGGUAAUUUAAUGUUACCAUAGCAAUACAUUCUAGAUGAGGCAACCAAAAGGUGAUGAUAAAUAUUAUUAUUUUUUAUAAAACAUUACCAGAUUUGGCAGUUGCUGAGCGGUAGGCCCUGCUAAACAAUCUUACAUUCUAGGGGGUGUGUGGUAUAAUGAUACUAUACAUUAGGGCUAGGCAACCUUCGGCACUCCAGAUGUUUUGGACUACAUCCCCCAUAAUGCUCUUACACCCAUAAUGCUGGCAAAACAUCAUGGGAGGUGUAGUCCAAAACAUCUGGAGUGCCAAAGCUUGCCUAUGCCUGCUAUACAUCAUCAAUCAAGAACCUUAGAAUAUAGGUGAUUGUUUACAGAAACAAACACUAUUUGCAUAGAACAAUAAUUCCUGAAUUAGCUUUCAGCUCCCAGUUUCCAGACAGUUCCUACAAUUAGAUGGAAUGCAGUGAGACACUCUUUCAUGCAGCCCACACAAGCUUGGCUUCUCUCAUUAUUAAUGCUGACUUUUGAGAUUUCUAAGACCCUCUGUGAAACUAAAGCACGUUCUGAGACUAUCUAUGGGACUACACCUUAAAUUACUAGCAAACUGUAAAAUGGAUUAAAAUAGAAUGUUUAGGUGUAUGGCCAAUGCAUGGAGUAAAUCAAUGACCUCAUACGUGACUUUCAUACCAGUCAGUUUUGUCCAGGAAUAAGUUUCUUUUAAAAUUUAAAUUGAAAACAUUUAAUUCAAUUUCUUUCAGAUAUUCAUUAACAAUGAAUGGCACAGCUCCAUGAGUGGCAGACAAUUUCCUGUAUCCAACCCAGCCACUGGCAAGAAGAUCUGUGAAGUGGAGGAGGCAGACAAGGUAUUAAUGUCAGAAUGAGGAUGAGCAUUGCAGCAGUAUAAUACACUGCCCAGUGCCCAAUUAAUAAUACAGACUUUCAGAUCAAGAGAUUUAUUAAAUAAGGUUAUUUAAUAAAGUUAUUCAAAUUUGUUUGUAGGAGACAUUUAUAACUAAUUAUAUACUGCAUAUUUACACUAUUCAUACUGAUUCAUUUAAACACUUAAUUAACUUAUGCAAUUAAUACAAGUUAUUCAUAUGGCUCUAUGAUCGUGUAAACAAGGUCAGUAAACUACAUCUGAUUAACUAUUUUGUGUUACAUUAGCCCUUGGUGACUUUCUUCGUAUAUUGGAAAAUGUGCCCCAAUACAUAGUGGUGGGCCGUCUAAGUACAUCAAUUACACUGUAAACAUGCUUAAAGGGCUACUAGAGCUGGAUUUUGAAUUGGUCAAUGCAAUUUCCUUUAAUUUGUGCCAGUAGAACUUAUUAUAUAUGUUUCUAUCUGUAACUAUGUUGUACAUCCACUGUACCGCACAAAGGAAUAUUAAAUAAUAAUAAAAAUAAUAAUAAUAGAAAGAUUGGCAAUCUAGCUGUGAAUACUGUUCUGGUUCUACAGCUGCUCGUGUUUGUACACAUGCAUUAUCCCACACCGCCAGCAGUUAUAUAUGCUUCAUAACUUUUCCACACUCCCCCAGCUCUGCACUGUAAAUGAUCAUAUUCAUAGAUUUAUGUAAACCUGGCAGAAAAUGCUUUUCUCAGACAUCACAAUCCCUUACUGAAAUGAACAGACUCCAUCUGGUUUAAAGCGACAGGUGGAAGAGUGGCCGAAGAUGGCCUAGGAAAACCUCUUGGCAACUUUCAAAGAAUACAACCAGCAAAAGUAAAGGAGAACAUAUGGAAACCAUCAGCUUUAUCAUGUUUUGCUAUCAUUUUAAGAUGGACGAAAUGUAUCAUCUGUCAGGACACACAUUUAUUACAAUGCAGUUUAUUCUUUAUGGUAUUAUUUAUUUCUUUUUGCUGAUGAUUGUGUUUUACAGGAAGAUGUUGACAAGGCAGUCGAAGCUGCGAGGGCGGCAUUCCAAAAAGGGUCCCCAUGGAGAACGCUGGAUGCCACUGGCAGAGGAAAACUGCUUCACCGGCUGGCUGACCUCCUAGAACGAGACAGAAUCAUCCUGGCUGUAAGAGGGUUGUUACUGUCCCACACAUAAAACACGAUAUGCAUUAUUUUCUUCUUUCCCCAUAGGGGCAGUAAAAUAAGAACUUUAUAUAAAUAUUGAUUGGAAAAAAAAAAUGGGUCACAAGAGUAUUCUGAGAACGGGCAGCAGCUGAAAUAGCCUGCCCUUCAGUGGGUCCUCAGAUCUCAAGCUGGUUUUUGCUCAUCUUGUGCCAUUACAGAGAGAACAUCUCUGAAACAUAUCAGACUGGUCCCACCCAUACGGGCAGUCCAGAUCUGAAAUGCCAUCAAGUUCCCUCUGCACAAGAGACACAGCAACCCCAGACGAUCGUUUCAGCCUUGUUAGGCAUCAUCAGUGAAGCAUAAAUAUUGAUUAGACCGUUAAAACUGUGCCAUUAACUUUCACAAGAUAAAUGUAUUUAGUGUGACCUCUAUUCACUCAUGCAUACUUUACCAUUGGUUAAAAUUUGGUUUUAUAUAGUCCAGUCAAGGACACUUAUAUUCCGAUAGUCGUGGCCAAGAUGAGUUUGGCAUGCGUUGUAUUUGUCCAACUGUAAUUUAGGAUGGGUCAAGGUUCUUUAUAUUAACAUGCAAAAUAAAGAUGACAGCAGUAUGAAAGCUCCAUGUGCUCCCCCCUUGUUCUCAGUAUCUUGUAAUUAAUUUCCUAGGUCAAUUUAUUCAGUUUUUAUUUCUACUCCCUCCUGUUGUAGACACUGGAAACAAUGGACACAGGAAAACCUUUCCUCCAUGCCUUUAUGGUGGACCUCGAGGGCUGCAUUAGGACUUUGCGUUAUUAUGCCGGCUGGGCUGACAAGAUACAAGGAAAGACUGUCCCAGUUGGUCAGUAAUUUAGUAUCAUACUAUGAUUAUGUAUAUUUUACAUAACUCAGAAUUCUCCUGAACAGUUCCGGUCAUGGUUCUAUGUCCGUUUUUCUGUCACAACUUUGGUUUUCAAUAAGGAUUUAUGUUCCAUAAGCAAAGCAGAUAGCAUUUUACACAGUAUAUGCUUGUGAUUAAAUGGGUGAUUAACUUGUAAAUAUGGUCUAUUUUCUCUUGGCUCUAUUCUAUGGUAUAGGUACCUACUUGAAGUGAAACUGACUUACAGGGUUAAGCAUAAACUGUUCAUUAAUUAAAUAUUCUCACUUUUACUAUAUAUUUAUAUAUUUUCAAACAUUAAAAAGACGUCAAAGUAUAAUCUUUUAGUCAACAAAUGUUGAAUAUACUUGGAUUUUUUAUCAAUACAGGAUUAUGAAAAUUUCUUAAAAUAUUCUUCUGUUAUUACUACUACUACUAUUAUUACUACUGUAAUAAUGUUUGUAUUAUUUUCAUAAGAUAUUAAUGUCCUUUGUGAUUUGUUUCAGAUGAAAAUUUCCUCUGCUUCACUGUGCAUGAACCCGUCGGAGUGUGUGGGGCCAUUACCCCCGUAAGUAUGAGUCAUGGUUGACGGGACUAAUUCAUCUGAGUGAUCUAGAACCACAUAGUCGGAAUCUGUAACAUCUGCACUGUACAUAUAGAUUAAGCUAAAAACGUGUUAAUCACUCAGCCACAACAAUUAUUAGUGGGUAUAAAUAACUAAACACUGCAGAAUUCUUGUUAUUAUUUUAGAUGAGACUGAUUUAAAUGGAAACAUUGUGUGCCUCCUUGUUGACUCCUGCUGUAUAGCACACCUGCAUUGACAUUAAGGGCAGCAGUACACAUCAUAUUCUCUCUCCGUUUGUAUUCAGGGGGGUCAAAUGAUGGCCUAUACAAAAUAAAAAAUAAAACAUUGUUUAAAACUGUUUAAAAAAAAAAACUAAAAAUAAUUUAUUACUGUAGUCAGAGUGUGUGACCGAUGCUAAAAAGACUUGUGCUCAGUAAAGUAUACAAGUCACUAUAGAUUAUCUAACCAAUCUUUGGGUCCAUUGAACCUUAGGGAUUCACAUUACCCAAUACUCCUCCCUUUCCCAGGACAGACAAGACCAGACAGACAGUUCACACUUGAACCAUUGCACCUGCUGCAUCCUUUGAGGACCUUCUCAGGAAUCUCUUUGGCAUUUCAGUGUCAUUAAAUCACGCAGUGGACACAAAAUCGAAUCUCACACGUGAUUGAACAAUGUCAAAUAAAUACAUUCUAGUACUGCCAGAGCACCGGCUGAAAGGUUAAAACAUGUCCUAUAUUGUGAUCCAAAUGGUCAGAAUAAGGUGAGCAUGCUGAGGAGGCUCCAAAUGUCCAUAGAUCAGUUAGUGAACUGUUGGGGAUAUUUCACUACAGUAUAUUAGUAUACCAUGGUAAUGCACUACUAGUGAAGUUGGCAUAGAAUGGUACAAGUUGGCAAACUGAGCUACGAAGUGUACAUUAUUGAAGAUAUGCUAAGGUGAUCUAUUUUAUUCUGUUUCAGUGGAACUUCCCGCUGAUGAUGCUGAUCUGGAAGAUGGGUCCAGCGCUCUGCUGUGGGAACACACUUGUUAUAAAACCAGCAGAACAGACACCUCUCACGUCGCUCUACAUGGGAUCUUUAAUUAAAGAGGUAGUAUUGCAGAUCCCUUAAGAGUGAACUCAGAUUAGCAUACAUUUUACUAUUGAAUUGUCUUUUUAUAUACAAAUAUUACAGUACCUAUAAUAUUAUCCCCUGCCCUAUGCAUAUCUCCUCCAUCACUAAAUACUCCCCUGCACAGUCUUUAUUUUCUUCCCAUGGCAAGUUGACCCAGUUCUGGACUUAAGUUUAAUCAUACCUGACCACCAUUGCCUCCCUAAUACUACCACCAGCGCCACAGAUGAUGGCAAUAAUAGGCAUCACCCUCUCCAGCUUCAGAAUACGUACCAAAUUUAUACACAAAGUUUUGGCAACCACCAGGAAAUCCAUUUUACAUACUUGGAUCCUUCCCAAGCCUUGACUAUAGGGUUAACAAAAGCAAACUUGUUUCACGCAUUGAGAAUGGACUGGAUUGAAUCCAUGUCACACAGAGACAAUAAAGCAAAACAGUUCUUUAAAACCUGUCAAGCCUAUAUCAAUUCUGUGGAAACAGGCAUGACGCAAUCAUUGAAAAAACUCUUUGAAAACACCAACUGGUACCUACAUAGAACUCUGCAGGGCAUCUCACCCACCCAUCCACCUUAACUGUUAAUAGGAGUCUCUCCAAUCUUCCAGGAGGGUUCUUUGUCUCCUCUUACAUUGGACUUCACGUCAUUACUUGCAACAACCUCCUUAAAAACAGUUUUAAUAAUAAAACUCCCUACUAAUAGAGCUUGAACCCUAAUUUUCUAGUGUUUAAACAUGUUCAAAUAACACCGUUUUCCAGCCUCCUUGCAUAAUACCUUGUCUGUUUGACACUUUCUCUAGAUUGGAAAUUUGUUGGCAAGACCUUUAAUACCCACGUAUCGGUUGUAUUAUCCUUUUGAUUACUGUAAAAAGUGCUAUCUAAACAGCACACAACAUUAAUUAAUGUGCAAAUAAUAAUAAUGUACAGCCCUCCUGUGUUAUUUCUUAACACCAUGUGCGUAUCCUUUCAGGCUGGCUUCCCUCCCGGAGUAGUCAAUAUUGUUCCAGGUUAUGGACCUACUGCUGGAUCAGCCAUCUCUUACCAUCCAGACAUUGACAAAGUUGCCUUUACUGGCUCUACAGAGGUAAGAUUGGCUCUGCUGUUUUUUCACUAAAGAAAGACCCAAUUUACAUAGUUUCACUAAAUCCCUAUUUAUCACAUUAACAAAAAUGAUGCUCUCAGUGACUACCAGAAUUGGGUGAAAGUUUCUAACAAAAAGAGAAAUAGGCAAACAUGGGCACCUAUCAUUUUGAAGAACAUAAUAAGAUAUAUAUUUUUUUACUUUCUCUCUAAUGUAUAAUAUCUUAUUAUAUUAUAAAAAUUAUGGGUGCAUAUAGGACAUAAUAUUAACAGUACCAAUUGAUGCUUUGUAGAACAAGGAGUAAUUAAAGGCUCACUAUAGUGUAAAGAAAACAGAGCGGUUUUCCUGACACUAGAGUGCCCUGAGGGUGCCCCUUACCUUAUUCCAGCGCCGGGCUCUCUCAGCGCUGGUGACCUCGCCUCCCCCGCCGACGUCAACUCUUUCUGCCGACGUCAGCAGAGCCGAAUGCGCAUGUGCGGCAAGUGCCGCAUUCAAGCUGUCAAUAGGACAUUUCUCAAUGCUUUCCUAUGGACACUCUGCGCGAUGGAGGCAUAAUAUGCCUCCAGCAUCGCAGAUGCACCUCUAGUGGCUGUCCGGAUGACAGCCACUAGAGGCUUGUUUAACCCCAAAUGUAAACAUAGCAGUUUCUCUGAAACUGCUAUGUUUGCAUCUGAAGAGUUAAAACCUGAGGGACCUGGCACCCAGACCACUUCAUUGAGCUGAAGUGGUCUGGGUGACUAUAGUGUCCCUUUAAACAGAAUAAAUGCAAUAAUAAAAUAGUCAGAUUGUGAAAUGAUUAUUUAAAUAUAUUAAAGCAGCAGUUUAACCAAUAAUACUCUUUCGGUAUAAGUAGGAAAUCAAAGCUGGUCUUAAUUACACCUUUUACUUUAUAAAGUUUAUGCUACUUGAGUUUCAGAAAUAAGUAUACUGAGGGGGGACAACAAAAGAACAUAAUCUCCACGUUUGAAGUUGCUUUGGGCCUGGUGUUCUGCAUAGAAACAGCGCCAUCUAGAGGUGGAUGUGACCCUUAGCAAAUUAUUUGUAGAUCCCAGAAGUGGAACAUUUAAAACUCUGAUUAAUGGGAUAGUGUAAGUGCCAUAAGUACGUUAUCUUACUAAAGUGGAUAUAUAGAGCAAAGCAAAAAAAAUUACAAUUUUGUAUCAAUGAAAUGUAAGCAUUACAAAUAUAAGUGCAUUUUUGGAAAUAGAGUUUCAUUCUAAUAUUAUUUCUUCAGGUUGGAAAAUUAAUUAAGGAAGCUGCCUCUAAAAGUAACUUGAAACGCUGCACUUUGGAACUCGGGGGGAAAAAUCCAUGUAUUGUCUUAGCAGAUUGUGACAGUAAGUGAUUUCAGUGUAUAUCAAAAAUUCAACAUAACCUAACAACUAGUUUGCACAAUGCAACCAUUUCUGAACGGUUGCUCAAAUUUUACUGUAGACGGCUAUCACCAGGACAUUUCAGACGAAUAGAGACAUUAUAGAAAUGAGAGAUUGUGUACCAAUUGGACCAAAUAAAAUAUUGGUAUAUCUGUCAAAUUUUGUUUAUUUCCUGUCAAAAUAAACAUACAAAUAAAAGAAUCUAAGUAUCUGCAAAAUUACCUUUUUAAUAAUGGGGUUUACCCCUUAUUUACUGAACACUGAAUUGUAGAGAAUUGGAGAAUUUGGUGUUGAGUGAAUAAGUCACGUAGGGGAAAUUUAAUCAAUUUAUCUAAUAGACCAGUGUUGUGCACUUUCUUUAACAUGGAGGGUAUUUAGCUUGGGUGUCCAUCUUGUGGCCCUCUUAACCUUUGAAAUAAAAAAAAUAUAAAUAAGGUGCAUAAAGUGUCAAAUGUAUAAAAACGUUUUACAUGAAAAAUGAUAAAUUAUGAUACUUCCCCCUUUCUCAGAAGCUUUAGAGGCUUCCAACUGAUAAAUCCACAAUCUUUUUUUCUCUCUCUUUCUCUCUGUGUCGAUUUAUCAGAUGAAAACCUUUGUAUGGUGAGUUUUUUGUAUAUACAUUUGACACUGUGCGCACCUUAAUUAUAUAUAUUUUUUAUUUCAUUGUGAAAUUUUGUCAUUGUUGUGAGGACACUAGAGUGGAGAACAGCAUGUUCCCCAUGUUGAAAGUGUAUGAUUAAUGUUUUCUUUUUUGUCACCCAUGAUGCGCCUAACAUUGUGAUUGUUUAUGUUUUUUGUUUGCUCUUAACCUUUGUUUCGACUUUUUCUGCAGUGGAGCUUGCUGUAGAGUGUGCUCAUCAAGGUGUCUUCUUCAAUCAAGGCCAGUGCUGCACUGCAGCCUCUCGUGUUUUUGUAGAGGAAUCAAUCUAUGCAGAGUUUGUCCGACGCAGUGUGGAUCAUGCCAAACGGCGGCUGGUGGGAGACCCACUAGAUCCCAAAACUGAACAAGGUCCCCAGGUAGAGAUCCUUGAACAAUAGAUGAGAUUUCAUUGUGUGUUUAUGUGUGCAGUGGCUGUUUACAAGAUGCAACAAUAUUGUUAGAAUGCACAAGGUCGAGAGUAAUAUUAAUGACAAGAUAACAAAACUGUGUAGUAAUUUUGCAUCAGGGGUGUCCACACGGCACUCCAGAGAUUGCGGUUUAAAAAUUCACAUAUGCAUCUGACAGGCAAAGACUAACAGAAUUAUGUGAAAUAUUGACCAACAGCUGGAGGUCCAUGAAUGGCCAUCAUUGGUGUAUAGUAAUAUGAUGAGGAAUAGGAAGUUAUCAGUAAACAGGACUGGGGGUCAAAAUCAAACCAAAACAGCUUUUCUUUGCUAAGAACAAUUGGCAAUUUGGUACAAGCAGGUGUGCCACCAUUAAACUUAUUCAUUGGAGAGGUAGUUUAAAAAUGCAGGAAAUGUGGAAUGGGGGCUUCUAUAAAUGAAAUAAUUAUUCAUUGUUUUGGGGUGCAUGAUGAAAUAUAUGUAUGCAUAUGAUAAUCAUGGCUUUUCAAUUUUCAAAAUUUCCACUGUUUUCCAAAUGAGAGAAAAUGUAGGCAUUAGACCAACAGGCAUCCCAAACUCUGAUCCCCCCAAACUAGAGCUCCCAUAAUUCUCUGCCCAUCUAUUGCAAUUAAAGAAUUCUAGGUGGUAUAGGCCAUCAAUUUCUGGGUAGAGGGGGGAGGUCGUAUAUUAUGAGAUCCUUGCACUAAAGGAACUCUUUCCUGAAUGAGUAGAGAUGGGGUUUGUAAUAUCUUCACUGUUUAAAUAUUAUUUAGUGGUUUCAGUUUUGAUUAUACAAAAGUCAAAAAAGUUUUAAAUGUGAGCCCUUUCCCUUAGUAAAGGUAGAACAUGAGCUAGCAUUUGUGACUUGCAUAUAUAGUUGUGUAGCAGCACAGAUAUAUAUAAUAAUAAUAUUGAAUUUAUUUUAAUAUGCAUUUCUUCAUCUUUUCAAACUAAGCCUCAAUGGAGUGUAGAAAUGAGGCAAGUACACAUAUUAUUACUUUUAGCAUUAACUUUGGGUUUUUUUGGGGGGUGGGGGGCUUUUUUUGAAAACUUAUAAUUCACUGACAAUUCCUCUUUGUGAUCCUUAGGUUGACCAAGAACAAUUUAACAAGGUCAUUGGAUUCAUACAGUGUGGGAAGGAAGAGGGAGCAAAGCUGGAAUGUGGUGGGUCAGCAAUCGGGGACCGAGGACUGUUCAUUAAACCAACUGUAUUUUCUGAGGUGACAGAUGACAUGAGGAUAGCCAAGGAAGAGGUAAUUCAGGGGGUUCAGUAAAGUACAGGAAUGGGUCAUUGUCUUUAAAGAUGGAACGUUUUCGCUUGUGGAAUGGAAGACUGGUUGAAGUUUAAAUAUGUUACAUUACACUGUUUGUAGUAGAUGUGAUGACCAUAAAUAUCUGUAUAUCUUGAAAUAAAAACAUGUAGACAUGUACAGACUUAGAUAAUAGAUAUACAAGCUUCUCACUACUUUUUACUGUCCAUCUACUACUUUUAAAAUGCCUUUUACUAAUGUUAGUGAGUAGUUGUUUAUGGUAAAGAGCAUUCUAAAUAUUCAUUUAUCUCUGCACUGUAUCCCCUUAAGGACGCUGGAUGGACAUUUUCCAUCAUUGCAUUCCUCCCCUUAAGGAAUACUAACAUUAACCCCAGAUUGCCGCAAUUGUGGGGUUGAUGUUCCUGUAGUGUGCCUCCGUGUCCGAGGCACACUACCGCAAGCAUUUUCACUGAUACAGCCCAUGUGAUAGCUCUGACCAGGAGUAAGAGCGAUCACACGUGCUGCAGUGAAAUCCGACCUGUCUCCCUGCAGCUCUGUGUGAGCUGUGAAGUGCAGAGAGACAGAUCGGUGCUGAUCUGCUGCUCUCUUCAAGAAAAAGUUGUAAAAUUCCAACCCCCCCUCAUCCCUUCCCAAUAAAAUGUAACCCCUUCCCUGCCCUUUGAUCAUUGUCUGCAGUGAUCAAAAUACAGAGACAGUAUUUCACUGUGAUCUAUUUUUUUUCUUUAAACCCCUGAGGGUUAACUUUUAUUUAUUUAUUUUUUUAACCCUCAGGGGUUACAUUUAUUUAGUUACUUAAAUAUUUGUAAAAUAUUAAUUUAUUUAGCCAGGGUGGGUAGAAGUUAGUGGAGAAUUUGGGGGAUUUACUGUGAGGCUAGUUGGGGGUUGACAGUAAAAAAAAACUUUUAAACAGUUUUAAAAUAGUAAAAAAAAAGCUUUUAAAAAGGUAAAAAAGUUUUUAAAAUAAAAAAAAGUUUAAAAAAAGAGAAAAAAUACGUAUUAUCUCUCUAUUUGGUACAGGCUAGUGAAAAAACGAUCCUAUGCCAAGAUUCAAAAUAUGCCUUUUGAAACACCCUUGGGUGUUUUCUUUGGGAAAUGGUAUGCCUUUGUGAAGUAAUUGGAAAAAACAACCUGGUAAAAAAAAUUCCCCCCUCCACACGCGCAAGACCCCCGCCUUCUAAAUACACACACACUCACUGACAGAUACGCAUACACUAGCUAACAGAAACACAAAUUCACUGACACACACAGACACUCACUCACUCACUAGCAGACACACACACACUCACUGACACACUCACAGGCAAACAUACACACACACUAACAGUCAGACACACACACACACUAACAGACAGACACACACACUAACAGACACACUCACAUUAACACUUUUGUUUUUUUACCCCCUCCAGCCUCCUUACCUUUGGGAAUGCUGGGGGGGAGGGGGAGGGUUCCCUUUCUCCCUGGGGGUCCAGUGGCUGCUGGGCUGGGCUGGGCUGGGCGGGCGGCUGGUGAGCGAGCUCUUCCUCUGAGCUGUCUGCUCAGCUCCCUCGCGUGCCUCAGAGUGAGGCUGUGAGCCGGGUUGAUGACGUCAUAUUCCGGCUCCCAGCCUCACUCUGCGGCGCGCAAGGGAGCUGAGCAGACAGCUCAGAGGAAGAGCUCCCUCGCCAGCCGCCCGCCCGCCCAGCGCCGCCCGCUCGGCAUGUCGGUUAGCCACAAGGCUAACAAGACAUUUGCCCUGGGCAUUUGGGGGGCAGCUUUUUUUGCCGCCCCCUGGAAAAUGCCGCCCAAGGCAAAUGCCUUGUUUGCCUCGCGGCUAAAAUGCCCCUGCCUGGCAAAGGUACAUAUGGGGGUAUUGCUGUGCUCAGGUGACAUAGCUGAGAUGGGCAGUAUUGUAGAGCCGUAGCACACAUAAGGUUUGCAAAAUAUACAGUACAAACUCACUGUGUGUCAAAAAACCAUUCAAAAGUUACCACUACACUUGGUACAGGCUAGCGGAAAAAAUGAUUUCAGGCUAAGGUUCAAAAUAUGGCUUUUGAAUUACCCUGGAAUGUCUUCUUUAAGAAAUGGUAUGCCUAUUUGGGGUAGUUGGAAUAAGCAGCCUGCUAAAAUAUUUCAAAAUAGAACAUGGUCCCAUCAAAACCCUCUAUGAAAAUUCACACUUAAAGAACUGAAAUUGACAGGUUUCUUUUACAGCACUGUAACUUCACAAAUUAGUGUCUAGGUCAUACACUGGGCAUAUUGUUUUAGUCAGAAGAUACAACUGAGCAUACUUAGGGGGAAUUUAUUACAGCGACACUUAUCAAAUGUACGAAAUACUCAGAAAACAUGCAACAUGUAUGUAAAAACUUUUUUACUUUUUUUCUCACCACAAAAUUUGAAAUAAAUUGGUGAAAAACUGGUGGCAAGUUAAGGUAUAAUAUAUGCCUAUUAAGAUACCCUGGAGUGUCUGCUUUCUCAAAUGGAAGGCCUUUGUGGGGUUAGUUGUACAGGCAAACUGCUAUAAUGCCACAGAAUCAGACAUAGUACCAUCUAUGAAAAUUCUAACUAUAGAAACUCAAAUAGCAUGGUCUCCAAUAUGACAUUGUAGCUUAACAGAAUAGUGGCAAAGGCAUACAAUGGGGGUACCGUUGUACUCAGCUGAACACAAUAUGGGGUUCUGUACAGGAGUAGCACACACCAGAUUUACAAAAUACUCAUUACAAAAUGUUAUAUGUGUAUAUGCCAAAAUAAAGAAAAAAAACACAAUUUUACUCCAGUAUUUAGCAGACAUUGGCGGUGAAUAGCUACGUAAAAAGUGUCAAAAUAACCUUAGGUAAAUAGCCUGUGAUGUCUACUUUAUUCUAAAAUAUACUUUUGUGUGGCAAUUUUGUUUUCUGUGAUGGGUAUUAAACUUCCAACAAACAUACCAACUUUUAAAAUUGUUUCACAUUGAAAUUUUAUGAUUUGAUUUUGAAUUACUUUUCCUAAGCUGGACAUAUUUUGCACACAUUAUUAUUGCCAAAACAUGAAGAUUUUUUUUUUUUUUUUCUAUUUUGAAAUGUUUUUGUAAUAAAUGAGAAUUUAUAUAUGUAUAUGUUACAUCAAAUUAAAGCCCCUUUUGUCCUCUAAAAAACUGUAUAUAAUAUGUGUUGGUACAAUAAAUGAGAGAGAUGUAAAUUGCAGUUGUACAUAAAUGUCAAAAAAUGCAAAAGUUGCUUGUGUCCUUAAAGGAACACUAUAGGGUCAGGAACACAAACGUGUAUUCCUGACCCUAUAGUGCAAAACCCACCAUUUAGGUGGCUUACCCCCUGCCCCCUUUAGCCCCCUUAAAAGUGAAUAAAACUCACCUUAUUUCCGUCGCCGUUCGAAUUUGCCGGAUUUGGCCCUGCCCCCUUGGUGACAUCAGAAUUGCAAAUCUUUUGGAAUUUUUCCCAUGGGGAAAGCAUUGGAUUGGCUAAAUUCGGCAAGGUACCAGGGCCAAACACCGUUUUGGCCAAUCAGUACUUCCACAUAAAGAUGCAUUGAAUCAAUGCAUCUCUAUGAGGAAAAUUCAGUGUCCCCAUGCAGAGCAUGGAGAUGCUGAACGGCACUGCUGCCUACUGUGUCCUUAUCCUUAAGGGGUUAUCCAUUCAAAGACAGCUAUUACCAAAUAUUGACAUCAUUGGCAUAAAAAAGCUCAUUAUUUUACACAUGAGUACAAAGCACUGGAUGUACAGAUAGUCCUUAUUCAUGUCAGCUAUCUGGGUGACGCAGAGACGGUUGUACUAAGCUGUACUGUGUGGCUUACAUCUUUCCAUUAUAUCUCCAGUGAGAAUUGCAAAACUGCACAGCUGUCUAUUGAAAAGCAUAUAUUAAGUAGAUAUACUACACAUUCACAGGUAUAUCAGUGACUGAUGUAUUGGCCCAACACUCAGUGCAUUGCACAUAACCAGUAAUUUGUAAAUUAGGUUUCGACUUAUACAAUUCAAAAGAAGGUAUAUACCAGUAUAAUCAUUGAAAAGUAUGCCUGUGUAAAUGCUGUUAAUGAUACCAGAUCAGGACAUGGGCACAAUGACCACCUAUUGGUUUGGUUCAUUCUGUAAAUAAUACUUUAAAAAAUAUAUAUAUAUGUUUUAAAUUACUUUUAAAAGAUUAUAAAAUGACUGACACUUGCUCAGCAAGAGUAAAUAGCAGUUAGACACCUCCCUAACCAGGAAGAUUCUCCACCGAUCAGGAGCAGGGCAUUUUCAUCAAUAAGGGCUGAUCUUGUCCCACUGUCUAGCACUUCUUGUAAAGUAAUUUAUCCUGCUGACAGGAUGAGUGGGACUACUCUAUAAACUGACAGCAGCCAUACUGCGGCUGUUAUCAGGUUACACCCAGACCUGUUCAUGUAUAAUGCACAGUUUGGACAAAAUUGACACUGGCAACCUGGAAGUGAGAUUUCUGGUUGCCUGAUUGACAGCUCCAAUGGACACUUUUAUAAAUAGAAUGAUUUUACAACUGGUUGACUAUCAUUAGACCAUAGCGCUCUACCUAAAUCUCCUGAUAUAUUGUUGGGCUGUAAUGUGCCAAGCUAAUUAAAGGUUUAGUUGGCUAUUACAAUGUCACCAGGCAUUUCCACAUCCUAUCAGGAGACUAUCUAUAUGACAAGCACUGAAGGUAGUUUCAUGUGACAUUUGCUAAGAUCCAUGCAUUUCGUCUAUCCCUAAUGUAAUGGGCUGCAAUACGAAAUCAGAAAACCAUGUACACAAAUUAUGCAGUUUCUACCAUGUUCACUCUGGUUCUCUAUGAAUCAAACCCAACUCACAAGAGCCAUAGCAUUGCAAGUGUUUUGUUUUUUAAUUAACAUUUUUAAAGCAAUAUUGUGGCUCAGAAUAGACCAAAACAUAGGUCCCCAGCUAUUCAACAACAUCUGUCAUGAUUCCUGCACGUCACAGCUUCCCAGCUGCUGUGCAUUGACAGGCUGGCAAAGCAUCAUGGGAGAGUCAGCGCUGUAACAGCUGGAGAGCUCUGGAGUGUUUGUGAGAUUUUCAGGAACUGGAAUGUGACAUUCCUGCUGUAGGAUACAUAUUAACAGCACUCUCCCAUCUUCUGUUACAAUGCCACCUGUAUAUUGCAUAAUAUUAAUAAAUGACGUCCUUCUGAGUAGCUGAAAGCAUAACUUCCCUGUCCUCUGCAGAUUUUUGGGCCUGUUCAAGCAAUUCUGAAAUUCAAAAACAUAGAGGAAGUGGUAAAGAGAGCAAACAGCUCACAGUAUGGUCUGACAGCAGCUGUGUUCACCGGGAGCCUGGACAAAGCACUGACUAUUGCCUCGGCCUUGCAGUCUGGAACAGUGUGGUGAGUACUGGAGCCAAAAUUACUGAUAUUUCAUCAACCACUUACUACCAGGCCAUUUAUAGGAAAUCUGCACACCAUCCCAGAUUGAAUGCAGGACUUUAUUUGUAUAGCCACACUAGGUCUAAAAAUGGAAUUCAGAUAAUACCAUAGCUUAGUCUAAUGCAGGUUAUACUCAGUAUAGCUCUAUAAUAUGGGGAAUCAGCAAUACACCAAUACCAUAGCUUAGUCUAAUGCAGACUAUACUCAGUAUAGCUCUAUAAUAUGGGGAUUCAGUAAUACACCAAUACCAUAGCUUAGUCUAAUGCAGACUAUACUCAGUAUAGCUCUAUAAUAUGGGGAAUCAGCAAUACACCAAUACCAUAGCUUAGCCUAAUGCAGACUAUACUCCGUAUAGCUCUAUAAUAUGGGGAUUCAGUAAUACACCAAUACCAUAGCUUAGCCUAAUGCAGACUAUACUCAGUAUAGCUCUAUAAUAUGGGGAUUCAGUAAUACACCAAUACCAUAGCUUAGUCUAAUGCAGACUAUACUCAGUAUAGCUCUAUAAUAUGGGGAAUCAGCAAUACACCAAUACCAUAGCUUAGCCUAAUGCAGACUAUACUCCGUAUAGCUCUAUAAUAUGGGGAUUCAGUAAUACACCAAUACCAUAGCUUAGCCUAAUGCAGACUAUACUACGUAUAGCUCUAUAAUACGGGGAAUCAGCAAUACACCAAUACCAUAGCUUAGUCUAAUGCAGACUAUACUCGGUAUAGCUCUAUAAUACAGGGAAUCAGCAAUACACCAAUACCACAGCUUAGCCUAAUUCAGACUAUACUCAGUAUAGCUCUAUAAUAAGGGGAUUCAGUAAUACACCAAUACCAUAGCUUAGUCUAAUGCAGACUAUACUCGGUAUAGCUCUAUAAUACAGGGAAUCACCAAUACACCAAUACCACAGCUUAGCCUAAUUCAGACUAUACUCAGUAUAGCUCUAUAAUAAGGGGAUUCAGUAAUACACCAAUACCAUAUCUUAGCCUAAUUCAGACUAUACUCAGUAUAGCUCUAUAAUACAGGCAAUCCGUAAUACACCAAUACCAUAGCUUAGCCUAAUGCAGGUUAUACUCAGUAUAGCUCUAUAAUAUGGGAAUCAGUAAUACACCAAUACCAUAGCUUAGCCUAAUGCAGGUUAUACUCAGUAUAGCUCUAUAAUAUGGGGAUUCAGUAAUACACCAAUACCAUAGCUUAGCCUAAUUCAGACUAUACUCAGUAUAGCUCUAUAAUACAGGCAAUCCGUAAUACACCAAUAUCAUAGCUUAGUCUAAUACAGGUUAUACUCAGUUUAGCUCUAUAAUAUGGGGAUUCAGUAAUACACCAAUACCAUAGCUUAGCCUAAUGCAGGUUAUACUCAGUAUAGCUCUAUAAUAUGGGGAUUCAGUAAUACACCAAUACCAUAGCUUAGCCUAAUUCAGACUAUACUCAGUAUAGCUCUAUAAUACAGGCAAUCCGUAAUACACCAAUAUCAUAGCUUAGUCUAAUACAGGUUAUACUCAGUUUAGCUCUAUAAUAUGGGGAUUCAGUAAUACACCAAUACCAUAGCUUAGCCUAAUGCAGGUUAUACUCAGUAUAGCUCUAUAAUAUGGGGAUUCAGUAAUACACCAAUACCAUAGCUUAGCCUAAUUCAGACUAUACUCAGUAUAGCUCUAUAAUACAGGCAAUCUGUAAUACACCAAUAUCAUAGCUUAGUCUAAUGCAGGUUAUACUCAGUUUAGCUCUAUAAUAUGGGGAUUCAGUAAUACACCAAUAUCAUAGCUUAGCCUAAUGCAGGUUAUACAGGACAAUCAAUAUCAAUACACCACCACCAGAGCUUAGUAAGUAAAGGUGAUAUAUAUAAUUUAAAAUAGGCAAUGUUCUAAAUACUGCUUAUAAACAAAACACAUACAAAAUACACAAUCCAGCACACUCACUUAUUCACUAAACAAGGAUUUCAAAUCUCACAGAUUGUAAUAGUUUUAUUUAAAAAUACCUCAACUAGGCAAAAAAAUUCUAAUUAUUUUUGUCCUAUCUGAGGUAUUUUUAAAUAAAACUAUUACAAUCUGUGAGAUCUGAAAUCUAGGAAAUGUUUAACUCAGUCAUUAGAUGCAACACUUGUAUGACCUCCUUCUGCACAUACAGCAAAGUCAGAUAUAGAUAAUAGUCACUAUACCCAUAUUACUUGUAAUGCAGCCACAAUGCUAGCACAGGCAAUCUUUUCAAACCACUGCUAGCUGAUCUUAAACAAGAUUAUAAUGACUAUAUUGUAUUCAACUACUUGUCUCUUAGUACAGUUUAAAUUAGAAACCAAUAGAAACUUUAUAGCAAUACAAACAUAUACAUGCCGAAAAUUCUUACUUACAUAAUGCAUCGUUCUUUAUUAACACCUAUAGUUUAGAUCCCUUGGACUGGAUUCUGUUGAAACAAAGAUAGUAAAAUUCAGAAAAAAAAGAAAACAGUGGUAUAGAAGGAAUAAUGUAAUCUUUAUUCUAAAUAUAUGUAAAAUCGGAGCAUACUUCAUACAUAUAGGAUAUAAUUUAAAAAACCCUCUUAUUAAGUAAAAUACCCAUCUGAUGCUAUCAAAUUUCUAAAGUGCUUAACAGGACAUCUCAUCUCCAUCCUAAGUAUAGAUGAUGUAAUAAAUGACUGUUGCCAGCAGAGGGAGUAAAAACAUAUUCCUCUAUAAUCUAGCUGAGCUCACAAUAAACUUUAGUGGCAACAAAGUCUCUGAUGGAAAAACCUCUAACAAAGCGAUAUCAAUCAUUCAGAAUAGGAGAAUGUAGGUGGAAGGGGCAGAGCCAAGCAACUGAGCAGAGUAGCCGCAUCACAAGAGAACUCUGGGCACUCGGCUAUCUUUUUACCCACUGGAGAUUCCAAAACUCCAAAUCGGUGAUCCCAGAGGACUUACCUGCUACACUAGCACCGAUAUGGGACAAAAAAGAAAAAAAUUCAAAUUUGACAAACCGCGUCCAGGCCUACAUAUCGAAGACCUCCUGUGCCAAGCAAACAGUGCAUCUGGACUCAAAAUGGCCACGUACCCCAAGGCCUCCUCUGAGUUCUCCGACGAUUUCUCCCUGAGGAGGAUAUGGAUCAUCCACCAAUCUUAAAGCCUCCAGAUCCGGUGCUGCGAGGCCCAGACACAGCACCAGUUACCACAGAGGUUCUCAAAUCAGUCCUGGCUGACCUUCAGAACAUACUGUCAUAUCUGGCAGUGAUCCACACAUACAUCAAAGGCCUAUCGGGGAGGCUGAGAGUGCAGGAAACCACCACAGGAGAACACACACAACAAAUUGCCUGCCUAAAGCAGGCAAUUUCAGCUUGCAGAAACAAAACGAGUCCUACGACCUGCGCUGGAGGACCUAAGACGUAGAAAGAAUGUUAAUCAGAUAGGACAUUUCAGCAGCGGAAUUACCGCACUUUAUAAGAUGCCUGAUAGCUGCAAUCCUAACCCAGAGACAAGGCAAAGCAGUGGGACUAGAAGGACUAUUCCGAAUACCCAAACAACCUAAGGCCCCAGCCACCGCACCACGAGACCUAAUAGUCAGUUUUCGUUGUGAAGGGGACAAGGUGGCCGUCCACAAAACUAUCAAGGAUUGCACACCCUACCAGUUUGAGAACAUGCAACUAAUAGUCUACUCAGACCUCUCGGGAGGUACCCUGGCAUGGAGGAGAUUUUUCUUGCCCUUGCUAAGAAAGCACCACUGCCAAUAUCGAUGGCACAUGGCACACACCCUCAUGGUCAUUAAGGGAGAAGAAACGUUUUUCAUACACGACAUGGAAGAAGUGAAGGCACUGCUGACAACUCUGAAUCUCUCCCAGGACUCUCUAGCACCUACGGGAACCUGAGGCAGCGGACCGGACACCCCACAAGUUGAACCCGGCUACGGCAAAACCUUUUGUCCCUCAAUGGUCCACACUCGACCUCUCAACAGAGAACUCCAUCUGACUCACCUCACGGAGAGACUGUCUCUCUAAUAUGCCCACAUUGGUUUACUUUAGUUGCAUAAUGCUUUCAGAUUAUUUUUUUUUGCUAUUGUUUCUCACGCUAGGUAAUAAGUUAGAUAGCAAUGAUCACCCUCAGCCCGACUGGUCUAAACAACUGAAUGAUAACCCCCCCCCCCAUCUAUCAGCAAUGCCAGGUGUAGCAAAACUUAAACUAGCAUUAUAUAGGUGUAAAAAUUUGACAUACUAAUUAAUUAAUGUAGUGACCAGGCAUCCCAAGGUUCACUCUGGGAAUUUCAAUUUACCUUGUAUUAGGUAGUAAUAAUGAUGAUAAUGUGAACAAGGAUGUACUUAAUUAAACGCAAUGAACGCACUCCUUAUCAAAAACCUUCAUCCCACGGCUUAAGCUUGGCUGGUGGUUAGAAUUGCAAAUAGUAUUUGAUAUCUAUCUCUUGCAUGUACACACUGCUCAUUUCAUUUAUGAAAUGUCUUGUCUGUGGUUUGAAACCAAAAAUAAAGAAUUUAUAAAAAAAAUAAAAAAAAAAUUAAAUAACCUUGAUUCACAGUAAAAAUAAUGUUCCCAAUUCCGUAUAUCCAGUGGCUACGCAGGAUCCCCAUAAGGAAAUCAAAAAGAAAAAAACUAUUGCGGAAAGUGAACAUAUAACAAACAAUGUAUGAGCAGUUACUAAAAUGGGAUGCCAUACAGUAUUGCCACACCAGUAAUAAACGGCAAACAAAAAAAAGAAUGGUCCAGAUUUCUCCAAAUAUAACAUUUGUUUUAUUUAGUGGACAGCAUGAACACAAACCGCAACAUUUUGACUCACACAUGAGCCUUUUUUUCAAGUGUGAAAAAUGAAUGCCACAGAAAAAUAAGGGAAACAGAAAUGCACUCUUAGACUAAAAAAAAAAAACAGAAAAAGUAAACAAAGCUAUAUCUCUGUCUCUAAAAUCACGCUAAUCUGCAACCAAGAUGUGUUUGCAUUUCACUCAGCAGAAAAAUUAUAGAAAACUUUAGAUUUACAGACACACAGAAUAUUGACAAAUCGUACUUCAUUCUCUAACUAUAUAUACUUGCUACAGCUUCACCUACUGUCCGAUCUACCACCCACACUUAUACUUGAAUAAUAAUGUUGCAAUUCAAACUAUAUAUUCUUUGUGCAUGGCUUUUAUUAUGGAAGUGAUGACUAAGCUUUAGCACUUCUUCGGUUGUAGACUACAUAUCCCACGACGCUCACCUAGCUAGUGUCUGUUUCCUGGUAACGUGUUCCAACAGCUGUUGUGUUCUAGGUUACCAUACACUCAAAUGAUAACAGCUUCUUAAAAUCUUUUUUGGUUUUGUGGAAUGCAUGGAGAAAAUCUAUGGAGAGUAGAUGGAAAAAAUUAAAAUGAUCACUUUGUCUCACACAGACUGUGUUUAUUUCAGGAUUAACUGCUACAAUGCCCUGCAUGCACAGACACCAUUUGGAGGUUUCAAGAUGUCAGGGAAUGGCAGAGAACUGUAAGUAAGAUUUUGUGUAUAUUGGAAAUCAAGGACAUUUGUCUAUGACUUUGUGUGCUUUAUAUUCAUUACGUUUAAAUAUAACAAGGAGCAUCAACCAACAGUUAACUGGAGGCCAGUGUUGGACACCCCUGGGUUAUAACUGUGUGACUAGAUAGAACCAGGAUAAUCUAGCAGGUGGUAAUAUUACAUAGAAUGAAUAUGUACACUAUACACUGUAUUCAGUGUAUAACAAAAAUAUACUUUGAACUACAGUAUAUAAAAAUAUACUUUGAACUACAGUGUACUAAGAAAAGGGUACUAGUAAUGAAAAGGAAAAAAAAUGCAAAAACUGGGAUUCCAAGGAUACAAAUUUGUAUCAAAAUUAUAAAAUGAAUGUAUAAUUGUUGAAUCUAGAUGAAAACAUGCAAUUCAGGUAAAUUGGUAAAAUGGCAUUAAUAUGUAAAUAUUGCUAAUGUCCUUAGGGUUGCCAGCAUCAUCUUCCAUUCAUUUGAACUGAAGCAGCACUGCACAUGGGCAAUGACCCCUGCUGUUGAUUACUGUGGGGAAAGCACUAGGCAUGCGCACACAUGCAUUUCAACUGGUUCAGAAAAAUCAACUUCCUUUUAAUGUCCAAGGGAGUUGAUCUGCUGGAAUUUACCUGUGGACUGGACGGAUCUGCUCGUUAGGACUAAAAAGGAUUAAAAUGAAUUUGAGUUUGUACCUGCAUUUGUGCUCAAGUCUAAAAAGGACUUAAUUUGCAGGUGCAUGUGAAAUCACGUGUGUGACUGUUUAGUGCUCUUCCCAUUUGUUUCAGUUGGAGACACCUGGGCUAUUCCAUCACAAGUGGCAGAUCUAAUUCAUUUUGUACACUUGAGCUAACAUUGUUCGAAUGUACCCUGGGUUUGAAGUUCCUCUUCAAAGAAUUUUAAAGAUUUGUGCUCAAAUAUAAAUUAGUUGUUCAGUAGCUGAGUGUGCUGCUCAUUAAAAAAAUAAAAUGUGGAACAAUAUACUGAGCAUCGACGUGUAGACAGAAUGAAUUCUGACGUGUGAAUCCUUCUUUAAUUUCAAAUUCUAGCCUAGGAAAAUGGCCGCCAAUCCAAUUGGGUGUAGAAGAAAUGCAUUACCCAUUUUAUAAGUUAUCAACGUCUUUAUAGUAAAAUUCCCUUUGGGCAUAUAAGUUGUUUCACAGGUUAUUGACAUGAUGUUUAUUGCUCCCAUUAACCUAACACUUAAAUACCAUUUUUUGUUUACAGGGGAGAGUAUGCUCUGGCAGAAUAUACGGAGGUUAAAACAGUCACCAUUAAACUGGCUCAGAAGAACCCCUGAGACGUGAAACUGGAGUAAAAGAAUAAACCAGGACAUUGUAAAACAAUCAAUAUUCUCACAAUGAUAGCUCAAAGGGCUGGAAAGCCUGGCAAGACUGUAUUUUUAUUUUUUAAUUUUAUUUUAAAAAAAUGUAAUGAAACAACGCAAGUCGCCAAACUGACCUCCACCUAAAUUUGAGUUUUAUAAACACAGUUUUCCUCUUUCAUUAGAUAUGCUAUUCAGAAUCACCCUCACUAGAAAUAAAUCUCAAUUAAUUGAGUGAUACAUUUAUAUAUGGGCACUUGAUAUCAAGAAUUGUAUUAUUCAGGUAUUGAAUCUUUUAUUUCCUCCCUAUGCCAUCUUUACUGACUGGAGAAGGAUUUUUUUUUUAAUGUAAAAUUAUUAUUUGGAGAAAAUAGGACUUCAAAGAUUUAGAAAAUAGUUGGGCAAUUGAUAUUUACAGUUAAAAAAAAAUUCUUAUUUUGAUAUUUUUAGAUUUAGCUCUGACAUAUGUUCUUUUGGACAGUUCAUAAUGAAGCAGGUGCUUUUAUAAAUUCCAGUUUUUUUUUUAUCUUAAUUGUACUUUUUUGUAUUGUUAUGGUCUUACAUCUUCCAGUGUGUACAUUUCUCAUAUAAUGAGUAUUUAAUGUUCUGAUCAAGUAGACUUUAUACCAUGUUUUUCUAUGAAUAAGUAAAACAAAAAAAAUAUAUAUAUACACAUCUAUAUAUACAUAUUUAUGGAAUAUAAAACUGUUAAAAAGGUUUUAUUUCCAUUAUUCAACAAAUUUAAUAACUAAAAUGUGUGUGUCACUUUCUUUAAAAAGUUUAAUGUAAGGAAACCUAAUGUAUUUUAUAGAUCUUCAAACAUACAGGUAAACAAAAAGUUACCUGCGUCCUAUUCCAAAUCUCUGUGCAUAUUAAUAUAAAUGGAGGUUUUUUUGUUCCACUCCAAUGGCCAGGUAAACAUAUUUGCUUAUAAUGCAUGUUGUAGAGAUAUGCACAUUAGUGAUGUCCCGAACGGUUCGCCACGGAUGGCGAACAUAUGCGCUGUUCGGUCCGCCCCCUAUGUCAUCAUAGAGU